AUGGUAGAAAUUAAUGAUAUAAUUAAAUUAUACUCAACCAGACCAAACCUUGAACUUAUUAAUAAAAACUUUGCAGUUGAUUGCGAUUUUGAAGCUUUCAAUGUACCAAGUUUUAAAGUUAAAGGUAUAGAUCAAAUCCAUGAAAUUUUUAAAGCAAUUGGAGUAUAUGCUAAAGAAUUAAGAAUUGUUGACUAUAAAUACACCCACUCAUCUCACAACAUGGUAUUAGAUACCAAACAAGAAAUCUGUUUCAAUUUCCUUCCAUGGUUUAAAAUUCAAUAUAGAAUGAUGAUUAAUAUUCAUAAAAAUAAAGAAGGUAAAAUUAAAAGAUUUGAAGAAAUCACAGAUUUAGAAAGUAUAAUUCAAAAUAUUCCAUUCUUUAACUAUGGUUAUUUCAAUGUAAUGAAACCAGCUCUUGGUUAUUUAAUGGUUAAGGCUGGAGGGUAUAACCGUGGUUUAGUAAAUGAACAAACUAAAAUUAAAGAUGCAAUGGAAAGAUUAAGUGAUAAUUUUGUUGAAAAGAAGGAAAUCAAUUUUUCAGAACCAUUAAUCAAACUUUCAAAGAAUUUCCAUGGUAAAGACUCUGGUAAGGUCGACUUUGAUGAUUUCAAUAACUCAAAAAAGAUUGAUAUCAAAGAUGGUUCAAAUGUAUGGAACAAGAGACCAUUACCAAUCUCAAACUAG
Molecule: messenger RNA, 684 nt
Organism: Dictyostelium purpureum
Lineage: Eukaryota; Evosea; Eumycetozoa; Dictyosteliales; Dictyosteliaceae
Exons: 3
Coding region: 1-684 (227 amino acids)
Source: RefSeq, a predicted model, not a curated record